AAAUUUUUUACACUGAGGAUGGAGAAACACCGGUCCAGGCUGCCCAGAGGAGUGGGAGAUGCCCCAUCCCUGGAGCCAUUCAUGCUCAGGUUGGAGAGGGCUCUGAGCAACCUCAUCUAACUGAAGAUGUCCCUAUUGCUCAGAGCCCCAUCCAUUUUUUCGGGCAUCCCCUAUUGUCCCAGGCCCAGUAUCUCCCCAAACCACCACCACCCGUUGAGCUCACCUCCUGCCAAGCUGUGUACUUUGUACUUUCAGACACUGCAGGAACUUGCACGGAGUCUCACAACCGCCGUCUGUGCUGGCUGCACCGGUUCCUGCUCCCUUCCGUGGGGAGGCUGUGACUGUUGCUGUUGAACCACCACGAGCUCCAUGGAUGGAGCUGACCAGGCUCCAGGCACCUGCUGAACCAGCUCGGAGUUGAGCUUUCACCCUACAGGUUUUGAUCGUUAACAUCUGGACUUACCUCAUCAAAGGCAAUGGAUUACAAAGAAUUACCUGUGAAUGAAUGGAAUGAGAACAAUGUCAAAUGUUGGCUAGAAUCUACUGGAAUCAAGAAAGAGUAUGUAGAAAAACUACAUGCGGAAGAAGUGACAGGUCCAGCGCUAAUGGAGCUGGACGAAUCUUUCCUCAAGAACAUAGGGAUGAAGGGAGGCCAAAUCCACAUGUUAAUCUGCAAGAGAAACAAACUUCGGGAGCUACAGGAAAAUGCACAGCAAACCAAGCAUUCCAGCAGCAAAACGUCUGACAAAACUGGUGCACAAACAGAUCCAGUGAGACCCAAAAAUGCCCCUGCUGAGGGAACUUCAAAUGGAGACAGCUGUGGUCCAGGAGAAAAAGCCAGCAGAGAGCACACAGCUGCUACUUCUGGCAAGAGGCAAAGGAAAGGUAACAAAUCCCAACCUCAAAGUACUGAUGAAGUUUUAGAGCUCAGCAACUGUCGACCAUUUAGAAGUCAGAAUACUGACUUCAAGUAUGUGAAAGACAGGGUUCUUGCUCCAGAAUCAGGAGUCAAUGAUUUAAUCACUCCUUGCCACGAAUACAAAUCUUUUGCCAUUGCUGCAGAACUCAACAGAAACCAACUGCAAUCAAAAUUUGCCUGUGAAGUGAUACGAUUUGCUUCAGCCUGCAUGAACAUUCGGACCAACGGCACCAUACAUUUUGGUAUCAUGGACAGCGUCGAGGACAGCGGUUGGAAACAUGGGCAGAUCCUUGGCAUAAAGGUCAAAGAUCGAGACCACUACGUUGAUGCACUGGAUUAUAUAGACAAAUGUUUUCCUGAAGAAGUACGGGAAAUUGCAAGGAAAUGUAUUCACCCACCUGUGUUUGUGGAAGUUAUUUCAAGAGAGUCUCAGGAACAAAGAUUUGUGGUGGAGGUUGACAUUGAACCAACAUCCAGCUUAGUGAAGAAGAGAUGUUUUGAAGUCUAUUUGCCAAAAUACAAUGAAGGCAGCCAGAAGGUGACCCUGACAAAAGAGCGAGCUCUCUAUCAGAGACUAGGAGCAAAGUCUGAAACUGUAAAGCACAACGAUUUAGUUACUUUCAUUCAGGGCUUACAAGACAGGGAUGCUCAAAGAGAAAAGGCUGAGCUCUCCAGGGCAGAAGUGCACACAGAAGUAUCUCAAGAUUUAGGAAGAAAGUUAACAAUUCUACUAAAUGAUGGCAAAAGCUAUAUAGAUGAUUCCCUACGGUACAUCCUUGUCACAAACAGAUGUGAAAAGGAUAAUCUGAACCAUAUCAACUUCUUAAUGCACUUGAACAUCUUCUGUGUCUUUGACUUUGAUGAAGAUUCUAAUGUGUCAGGACUGCACAGCAAGUACAAAGAACACCAUGCAACAAGGUCUUAUUUUUUACAGGAUUUUGCCAAUGAAAGUAAGACCAGCAACCCCACCCUCCAGAAACAUUUGUGCCUGUUUGACCAGACCAGCUGGAUAUUCUGCAACGGGCGCAGUGACUUCUGCGGGGGGGAAGAACCUUGUGAUGAAAAUACAUGGAUUAGAACAAAAAAAAAAUACCUUAAAAAAGCAAUUACUCGUAUCUGUGAUGAAAUCCUGCCAAAGGGGUCUUUCAUUGUGCUUUUCCUGCUGCUAUCACCAGUGCAGAAAACACUGGUGGACACUUUUCAGGAAUUCUAUACAGAGAUGAAUGGCACUGAAUACAUCGUUUGCAUUGCAGAGUCCAGAGAGAAUUAUGGGAAGUGGGCUAAUCUAGCUCAGGCUUCCUGCAGCAUUGAGACUCUGGACCGCUGCAGCGUGGUGGGUAUGCAACUGAGUCACGUAGAUGCCACCAUUCAAGCAAUGCUGCCUUCUACUGCACAACCCAGACACCUGCCAGUUUCCACUAGAGGGCUAUGUACACUUCCCUCCCUGGAAGAAGAGAAACUCUUUUCCCUAGAAAUCCUUUGUGCUGACCAAUGCGAAGAUAUCAAAUUAGAUUCUUUGCCUGAAAAAGAAAUACAAAAAAUAGAACAAAAUUUUUACCGAGGGAGAAAAAUCAUCUGGGAAAACUUCUGGCUUGCUGAAAAAGGAUGCUGUGGGGAAAUCAUUGAACGCGAAGCAUGUAAGGAUGCCAGCAAACUCCUAGAUGACAUUUUACGACGAAGUGGAUACAACUGUUCUGUAGCUAAACUAAAGAUAUUUCACCAUCCUGGAAGUGGUGGAAGCACAAUAGCACGGCAAGUUCUAUGGAAAAAAAGAAAGGACUUAAGAUGCGCUGUUAUCAAAACCUCCUAUCCACCUGUAACUGUCUGUGAGCAUGCACUGGCACUCAGAGAGUAUGAAGAAAGAGACAUCAGCUAUUGUCUUCCUGUGCUCCUCCUCAUUGAAGAUUAUGAUGAAGACUAUUUAGAAGAACUAAGGUAUGAGCUAAUGGAUGCUGUAGCAAUCAGAAAAAUUAAUUCCCCCAGACCUUACUUCAUCCUCAUGUGCUGUAGACGAUCCAAUGACCCUGAAAGGCUUUGCAAGGUUUCUCCACUGGACACAGUUGCUGUCACUCACAAGCUGACGGACUCAGAGAAAACCCUGUUCAAAAGUAAACUUGAAAAACUGAAGCAGAAAGAUGUCAAGCUAGAAUUCAUACUCACGUUUGUCCUGAUGUGCGAGGAGUUCAACGAAACGUAUGUGCGAGAUUUUGUAGGGCACAUAUUGCAAGGCAUCGACCGUUCUUCCCGUGAUACACGUUUGAUGUGUUAUGUGGCAUUGCUUAAUUUUUAUGUACCUAAUUCGUAUGUUUCAUUGUCACACUGUGAGGCUUUUCUGGGACUGGGGGUAUAUACAGAAAGAACAUCAAGAGCAUAUGAUUUCAAAAGUCAUUUGAGCGAACAAGCAAGAAUGAUUUUUAUUGAGCUAAGAGAAAGUACCACCUAUAUUUCAUCUGUUCAGAUAAUACACUGUCUGGUUGCAAAAGAAAUUCUGCAUCAGCUUUCAGGAAAUGAACCUCAAAGUCAACUUGCAAUGACACUUCUUCAGGAAAAGACACUUUUUGAAAACAGAUUUGGACGAGAUGAAUUCAUAAAGUUCAUCAGAGAUCUGUUUAUUCGGCGUGAUAAAAGAAGCAGGGGUGACAAUACCGACACUCUUUUCUCCCCAUUCAUUGAACAUGUCUGUAAAGCUGAAGACUGUGAAAAAGCUAUAGCUAUUUUAAAAGCUGCAUACGAACUCCUUGGAAAAGAUGCUUUUUUUGCCCAGCAGCUUGCCAGACUGCAUUACAUCAAUGAAAAAUUUGAAGAUGCAGAGUACUGGGCAGGGGUGGCAAAACUUCACUUGCCAAACGAUUCUUACAUAUUAGAUACAGAAGGUCAAGUCUACAGGAAAUGGUUUAGUUUCACUGUGGAUAACAAGACACAGGAUGACGUCAUUCAAAAGAUAGAGAUUGCUCUUAAAGCUAUAAAAUGCUUCAGGUCGGCACAACAGGCUGCAAAAGCAGAACGUGACAUUAUGAACAAUGCUGGCUAUUUUGGAGAAGUGGAAGUAGGAUGUCGUCUUCUUAGAUUUUUGUCCACAAUCCCUGUAUUUAGCAAUACAGAGGGGGAACAUUCCGAGCUUGUGAAAUACCUGAUCACAGACUACAUUCCUAAAGACAUUGAAAAAACAUGGGGAAGGCUUCACUCCCGCUUAAAAGGCUUACGCCAGAGCCUGUACAAUGCUCUAGAAUGGAUUUCAGAAGAUCUAAGUUAUUUCCAAACAGAUAAAAACCAUGAGAUGGAAGAGGAAGAUGAGAAAGAUGAAAUAGAACAAGUUUAUAAUCCCAGAAAAUGGCUAAACAGACAGUCAAAGGUAUACGCUAAAUUCUUCAUCUCAACAUCACUGAUGGAGGAAAGCAAUGGUGGCCCUGAAAGCCAGCUGAUUAGGCACAUGAAUAUUUAUAAGAGAGGUGGAGGUAGCGUCACUAAUAUCCUGUCGUUCUUAUCAGAUAAGAAACAGAGUAGGUCAGCUGAAAACCUAGAAAAUAUCCUCAGUUUAUAUACAGAUAACCCACAAAGGGAUAAGCUAGAGGACAACGAUCUGAUCCAUUACAUUUUGUGCCACAUCACGUUAUCGUGCUUAGCACCAGGAUCAGCCAAACUUCUUCCACUGCAAACUCUUCGUGACCUCAGUGUAAGAUUUCAUAAAGGAAAAAGACAAUGUCCAGCAAGUGCCUAUUUUUUGCUCACCUUGCUGUACUGGCCAGAUGAGGCAUUAGACAAAGAACCUAGUCCAGAAAAAGAUGAAAUUCUAAACUCAGCCCUUCAAACCCUGAAACGUUCAUAUGACAUCAAGAUGAAAGAUGUUCCUACCAGAAAGAAAAGAAUCUACACUCACUUUUUUCUGGGAAAGGGUUAUGGCUUACGUAAGAUUGUACACAAAACUAAAAUUGAUAAAUUAAUUACUGGGUCCUUAAAUGAGAGGAGAAUGAAGUGGCUACAGGGAACUGUAUGGCAUACUGGUGAGAUUCAUGACAUCCUCAAAAGAGUUUCUGGUUGGACCAAAGACAGAAAUUUAUUUAUGCGUGGUCACGUGAAGGAAUUUCCUGUCUUGCCACUCCAUCGAGAUUCAGUGCCCCAUGGAAAUGAAAAUGUGACCUUUUAUUUAGGCUUUUCAUUUAACGGUCUUGUUGCUUACAACGUUGAGGUUGAAAAUAAUCUACCUGCCAGCAGAAUGCAAAGUAUUUAGUAGAUCAACAGCACCUGCUGUGUUUUUUGAAGAUAUAGCAAUGAAAUUGCCUUGCCCACUCUCAUAUUUUAAAGUAGACUGCGUUGGCUGAGUGCCAGGGAGCAAGAUCACAAGUAACUACUACAAUAAUGAUCAAAUAUCUAAAAAACCCCCUGAAAUCUACUAGUAAAAUAUAUCUUGAAAUAGAAGCCUUCAAUACUUUUGGAGACACCAAAAGCAAGAUUUCAAACUUCAGUCAGUAAGAAUUACAAUAUUUGCUUGUGGAUAUGGGGGGGACAAUGAUGGGGGAUGGGACACACAACUGUAACCGUAAGUUUUUGCUUCUUUCUGAAUCAGCAACAAAAAGCUUCAGUGAACUUGCAGCAUGUAUAUGCACGUACACACAGCAGCUCUGACCUACUUUGCUCACUAAUGGGUACCAUGUAUGAAAUACAUCUGCCCAUCAACUGCAAGCCAACAGCCAGUACAGAAGCAAAGGGAAAAUAAGCAGUUUUUAAGAUGAUUUUGCAAACAUUGGGACCAAUAAAAAAUAGUACUGUUUUUUUUUACAUCACUCUUACAUUGCUUUUCCAUGUAAAUAUUACAGCUAUAUCUAAUAUGGUUUGUAUCUGGGGAGGGGUGCAGAGACAUGUGAACAGAUAGAUACUGAUGACAUAAAAGAUUAUUUGUAAGCACUAUUUCACAGUCCAAACAAUGCAAUGUUUUUACAGCGUUAUCCAAGAAAUGUCCACACAGUACAAGACUCAGAUUUGUCUAUUGUAUAUAUCCAUGCUUAAAAACAUUCUUUGUGUAGACUGAUUUACUAAUUUGAAAAAUGCAAAGGAAUUUGUUGUCAGCACUGUAUCUGCAAUCAUCAUGUCACAUCAAGCUUCUACUAAUAAAGUGUUAUUCUUGGAGUUAUUCUU
Messenger RNA from Calidris pugnax (ruff), 6052 nucleotides. Its product is annotated as sterile alpha motif domain-containing protein 9-like. Gene Ontology annotation, molecular function: protein binding. The transcript is spliced from 3 exons. The record is from RefSeq and is a predicted model, not a curated record. Gene Ontology annotation, cellular component: cytoplasm. NCBI's taxonomy places the organism in Eukaryota, Metazoa, Chordata, Aves, Charadriiformes, Scolopacidae. The coding region runs from base 477 to 5147 and encodes 1556 amino acids.